AUGGAUUACCAUAGCCCGGGCAGCCAAGUUUCAGGACUGGGCAGCUCUUUUCCAAAUCCUACGGAUCUGUCUCGACGACUUAUGUCAACGCAACAGGCACAACAGGAAGCGGAGAAUGAAAGUAACGACGAAAGUUCUAAUAUUACUUCACGAUCUCGCAUCAACAGCAUUACUCAAACUGGUAAUCCUUUUUGGGGAACAUUUUCACCUUCACCCGCCCCUAGGUCUCCCGUGCUUAUUCAAUGUUGUUGCGGUAAAGAUGACUGUCAAAACCUUGAUACGUUUCUAAGGAGCAUAAGCUCUUUAGAAGACGAGUUGAGAUUGGCUGCUGAGGUUGGACAGGUCUUAUUAGAAAAGCAUGAAGUUUCUCAAAGACAAACGGAAGAAUUUCAGAGAGCGUUAGAACAACAGUGUGCGCGCGCUGAACAAAAAGUUCAAGAAUACGAAAAUAGGAUAGACGAAAUUAGUCAAUCAGAACGAAAUAUAACAUUGGAAAGAGACGAAGCUCUAAAGAAUAAAAUAAUUUUAGAAAGCAAAGUUGAAUUACUCUCCGAUGCGCUAGAAUCACGUGAUGUAAGAAUUUUGGAAUCGAAUAAGGAGCUCGAAAAGCAUGAAAUUUACGAUGAAUAUGAACAAUUAAAAUUAGAACAAGUAGAAACCCAAAAAUCAAAAGGAAGAUUAGAAGCAGUUGCUAUGCUCCGUGAAUCAAAUGAACGAAAUAAGGAAAUCCACUCAUCCACUCCUAACAACGAAGCAAAUCCACAUCUUAUUAAUUUAAUAAAAGAACUUUUAUCAUCUAAUAAUAAAUUAAAAUCGGAAGUCAACGAAUACUGUGAUCUUCUUUCUGAAUCACGUAACGAAGUGAGCACUUUGCAAAUCCGCAUUGAGGAAUUAGAAACAGCAAAUACAACUGGAUACCCAUAUUCGGCUAGUUAUACGCAAGGUUACUUUACUUCUCCUUUCAAUCGAAACUUCCCUGCACAUGUCCUUGAUGAUAUAGCAAGUGUAGGCGAUAGUGCAUCAAACGCGGGCCAUAUAGAAGAACUCGCUGAUGAAUCCAAUAUCGUACCAGGUAUUGGCGCUCGACAAAUUCAUCCUCAUAUGGCCUCCAGUAUUUUAUCAUCCUCACUUGGCCAAGGUUCAUAUAAUACAUUUAAUAGCAUGGGUGUGGAUGCUUCUGUCCACUCUCCUGUAGGAUCAGUUGUUUCAUCUUCCACUAAACGAAAAGGAACUAAAGGGAUAGGACAUAAUUUGAAAAAGGAUAAAAAAGUAUCCGUUGAGUAUGGAGAACAAAUUAAACCGGAUGAUGUUCACUCCGAAGGCUCUAUUAAGAAACGUGUAAGAUCUGGGGGACUUUCGAACUCAGAAUUGAGUUAUAGUGGGGAGUCUGAAGAAGAAAGAAACGUCGAGGACGACGAAAAUUUGGAAAAGAAUUACGGUAACAGAUUAGACGAUGUAUUUGUCAAGAGUAACAAAGCAGUUCAAUCAAAGAAGACAGGUGGUAGAGAAUUGAAAAAUAAAGUAGAUGUCAGACAGGAUGCAAAGAAAAAGGUGCGGACGUUUUCUUCUCCGGAUUUUAAUCUUUCAACAACACAAAAACCGGGCGUAUCCUUAUUGUCUGCUGGUCUCAAGAGGUCCACCGUUGAUAAUUCGGAUGUGACCAAUAAGGUUCAAGAAGACGACGAAAAAAUCCAGGAAAAGAAAUCCCUCGGGGCAAGAAGAGGAGCCGACUUAAAAUUAAACAUUCGCCGUCCUGCCCCUACUCCAUUAAAUCCUCCCAAACGAGCAAGUUCACCUAAGUUACCUCCAACUGCAUCAACAAGCAAACAGCACAAACCUACGCAACCCUCUCCAUUGGCCGUUGUUCAUAAACGUCUCGCAUUGGACAAGGCAAGUUCUUUAUCCAUUAAGGUUCCCCAAUCUUCCAAUAACUCACCUGCAGAUAUUCCAAAAUCAAAAGUUUUAUCGGAAGAUCUCUCAAUACCUGCCUUCAAGAAUCCUAAAUUUGCUACCCUAGGACCAAAAGAGCGUAAACAUAUGAUGGAAGUUUGGCGUUCUGAUGUUGCAAAAGAACAACAACAAAAGAAUUUACAGCAAGUUGAAGCAUCCGGAAACGAAGCUGAAACUGGAAUUCAAGAAACUUCUAUUGAUAAUUUAAAUGGUGACAAAAUUAAAGGUAAAAAUCGCUCUAAUUCGCCGGUAAAAGAAUUCGUUGAAGAGGUAUUGGUUGAUGAAGCGAAUUUUUCUGCUGCAGAAGCUGCCGCGUUGGCUAAUGAAGUGGAACAUGGAUUGUCUACUGCUGAUACAAAAUCUAUCCAUUCUCGUCGUACCUCAACAACAACACAUCAUACAACUAUUCACGUUCCUUCCAUUAUGAUUACAUCUACUGAAGAAUCUAAAAACGCACAUAAACCACCAGAAUCUCCUAAACAACAGAAUCCCUAUCAACAUCUCUUUAACCAAGCUAGUUCCAUUAUAGAUCGCAUGAAGGAUACUGACCUAUUAGCUCUAAACCGCAGAUUAAAAAGGACGUUCGAUAUUUUAGAAUUAACUAAUUUGAGCAAUAAUUUAAUUGAAAGUAUUUUAACCGAUGUUGAGAUUCUUAGAGAGCGAUUCCGAUGGGUGGAAGAUUUUCGUAUUAAUGAUGACAUGAAAGCCCCCGAAAAGGGAAUCUCGGAUGGUCAAAAUAAAGAAGACCUUUAUUCCUUUUCACCUGGAGAUUUUUUACCAUUAGUCCAUCUAAUACAAGACCUGUUGUCAGAAAUAGGAAAGUUGCGUAUGAUGGUUAAUGAUGUACAGGUAUCAUAUGUACAAAAGGUAGAAGAAAGUCGACGUAAAGCAGAAGAAGAAUUUGACAAGAGCAUUUUAAAUGAAAUGAAUGACGAUGAGAUAUUAGAAAGAAGAGAAAGAAACAGACGAAAUACUCAAUCCAAUGAUGAAGGAUUUGGUGCUUAUCUUAGUCGAGUCUUUGGAGGAGCCGAUAAGGGAAAAGUUCAACGUCCACCUAAUACCCGUCACCAUACCCGACGAUUAUCUGUUGACUUCUCGCACGAAUGUGAUGUUUCUGUUGAUAGUAUCGAUACUUUUUCUGAGGACAAUUAUUACAUUGACCGUAAUCUAGAUUCAUUCACAAAUACGCCAACUAUGUUAAGAGUUUCAAAAAGAAGGGAAAGUGACGCAUCUGCUGUCUCGUUUUUGAGACAACUGUUCGUUGGUAAAAAUAAUUCAUUUAAUAACGAAUCGAAGGAAAAGCCAGGAAGCACAUUAGAAACUUCGAAGACAAAACAAGGAACUCCCGGCCGCGUGAAUAAUUCUAAUUCUUUUUUAUCUCGACAUCCACGACGCAUUGCGAGCGUCGAUAACGUCAUUCACACUGGUUCGGGUGAAGCUCCAACAUCCCAAUCAACGGCCGUUCCGUCCCUUCCGGUAGCUACCAUGAAUCCAAGACAGUUACGUUUAUCAACAAGUACUAACAAUUUGACUAGUCGAUUACGACAUCAUUUAGCAUCAUCAUCUACUCCUAAUAAUGCGGAUAGUGGAAGGGAAUCUGGCGGAGAUAUUAACGACAGAGAAAAAGAAAACUCGAUAUGGGAUAAAAUCUUUUGGCCGAAUUAA
Diversispora eburnea is the source of this 3615-nucleotide messenger RNA. Lineage: Eukaryota; Fungi; Glomeromycota; Glomeromycetes; Diversisporales; Diversisporaceae. The record is from the annotation of a GenBank genome assembly.